ACAGUGUACCUGUAGCAGCAAUUACAGCGAAGGUAUUGCUUGCAGUUUUUAUCACAUUUGCUUUGUGUUAACCUGUGACUGUCACAUAAAGCUCUGGCAUGUGGAAUAAGACUAGGAGACAGACCUCAAGGAAAAUGACCCCAGAAAGGUAACAGCUGUAUGCCAACAAACAUUACAAAAUCAGUUGGCGGUGGACUAUCUCCUCCUUUGACACCAUAAACGCUGCUCCGAUUUUGAAGGCAUGUGUUGCUUCAACAUAACUGAUGAAUCAGCAAGCGUAGAGGAUGGCAUUCAGCAUCUCCAGGACUUAAUGCAUCAAAUGAAAUGAUCAACUGACAGGAUGAGUAGGACACCUGAUUCAAAGAAUUACCGUAGAGAUAUGUUUAUUCCUUUUUCUACAUGUAUUUAUUAUGUGCCUCUGUAAAUUACCCUGCCCUACACCCUGCAAGCCCAAAUGGACACCUCCAGCUUUGCCAGCCCCAGCGGAAGUGCUCCCUUGAGCGAGGGGGUGGAAUGUGGGAAAAGAACGGAAGAUUGGCGAGGAGGACUGUAAACACGCUCAAGUGACUUGCAGCUGGGAUGUAGAAACACACAUAUAUCGGACUAAUUGUUGUUUAGCCUUGUGCAUUGGACAAAUAGAACAUCCAUGUUUAGAUAACACAUGCCUGUGGUGGACUUCAAGGCACCUUAUCAAACAUGCUUGAGAUUCCUGCCCUGCUGUGGGAAAGAUCAAAGCACAGUGGUAAACUAUGCCUACGUGAAUUCUUGAAAUACAGGUGAAAACAGCAGGUUUGGUGAUCCUCUAGCACGGACCGAGCUCCGCGGUGCCUGCGUCCCUGCUUGUGUGCCUCUGCCCAGGUGCUUCUUUAGCUGGUUGGUGAGGUCCAAUGAAGCUGGUAGUGGUCCCUAUGUUCCUUGGGGGUGUAAAGUUUUAUGGCCAAACUGACGCAGUAAGUUUUUUGCAUCAUGUUUUGGUGGAAACUUCCAUUCCCCUCGGAGGAAGGCUCCGCAUCCCACCCCACGGGUGAUGUUCCUGCCUGAGCUGGUGCCCGAGGAGAAGGAGCCGGAUCGGGAAGGAGCCUCACCCCCUCCUGGCCCCGCAAUGCGGAGCUGCCCGGGAUGCCUCGGGACCAUUCAGUCACAUCCAGGCUCCAGGCACCAUGGACGAGCUGGACCAGUCGCCUCUGGUCUCCUCCUCCGGGCCAGCACGGCCGCAGCAGCCCCAGUUCAACUAUCAGUUUGUGCUCGACGACGAGAAGGAGGAGGAGGAAGAGGAGGAGGAAGAAGAGGACGAGGACGAAGACUUCGACGAGCAGCUGGAGGUGAUGGAGAGGAAGCCCGCCGCGGCUCCCGCCGCAGCCCUGCAGGAGCGGCCGCCGCAGCUGCUGGACGUCGGCGGCCCCGCCGAGCCGCCCCGCCCCGCCGCUCCGGAGCCACCGCAGCCCGACUGGAGCCCCCAGGGAGCCGUCUCCUCCUCCUCCUCCUCCGCCACCACGCCGUCCCCCGCGCAGGAGCAGCCCUCGGCCCCCGCCCGGCCUGCUCAGCCCCAGCCGCCCGAGCCUGCCGCCGCCCCCCGGAGAAGAGGGUCCUCCUCCGGUUCGGCUGAUGAGACCCUUUUUGCUCUUCCUGCUACAUCUGCGCCUCUGAUGCACUCCUCUGCAGCUGAUCCCUUUAAAGAGCACGCAGCCUUUGAUACACUUUCAGAUGGAUUACCUGCAAGAGGCACUUACAAAGAAAAUGCAAGUGAGGUUUAUAAAGAAACCAUGGAAAAUGCAAGAAAUCCAUUUCUUGCAGAGGGAAAUGAAAAAGACAUUUUGGAGACAAAAUACUCGGAACCCCCAUUUGCUAAAGCAGAAGCAGCCAUUUUAUCUCAAGCUAAAGAAGAAACACAGCUAGAGGGCCCUAAAGAAUUACCUAAUCUGGAGAAAAUGCCUGCACAGCAGCUGAAAAUGUCUCCAGAAACUCCUCAAGAUUUGUUUGAGAAAAACGAGGAAGAUCCCUUUUCUAACAAAGACAAAUACAGACGUGGUGAUCAUGGUGAAAAAGGGGCGCUGAAAGAAGACCCUCUUAAGAGGGAAGAAUACGCAGACUUCAAACCAUUUGAGCCAAUCUGGGAAGUAAAAGGUGCUAGUCACAGGCUUAGCAGCGUGAGAGAGGAUGUUGGAAGUAAGAUAGAUGCCAAACUAGAAAGCAGUUUAGAUGAGAGAUAUGGUGUAGAUAAGCUGAAUGUGCAGAAGGAUUAUGAAAGAGACAGCGAAGGCAGCACUGAAGAUCGCUCUUUCCCAAGUACUCCAGAAGCUGUAAAAGAACCUUCACAGACUUAUGUCACUUGUACUAAAUUUGAAUCCUCUGUAAGUCCUGAUGGUAACCAAGUCAAAUCUCCUUCUCCGCUGGAGGAAGGCACUUCAGAAAAUAGAACCGAUGAUGAGAAAAAAAUUGCAGAAAUGAAAGCUCAGACGAGCACAGAACAAGGUGAUUUUAGCACUCGAGCAGCUGGCAAGCAGGAAGGCCAGGAAGCUGACUAUGCUAAAACCAAGAGUAUAUCAACAGUGCCAUCUGACAGUGCAGCAAAUAUGCCUGAAGGUCUUACUCCUGAUCUAGUACAAGAAGCAUAUGAAAGUGAAAUGCAUGAUGUGGCAUGUACAAAACUUGCUUAUGAAACAAAGAUUGAUUUAGUUCAAACCUCCGAGUCGGUACAAGAGACUCUGAAACCUGUGACACAACUCUGUCCCUCAUUUGAAGGGUCGGAAGCUGCUCCAUCACCAAUAUUGCCAGAUAUUGUUAUGGAAGCCCCUCUGAGCACUGGGACUGCUGGGGCAGAAGCAUCUGCUGUGCAGCUCGAAGCUUCCCCAUUAGAAACGUUUAUUCCUAGUGCUAAUUAUGAGAAUGUAAAAGAAGAGACUGAAAAGCCUCCCUUAUACCAGGAGACAGUGAAUGUACCACCGAUACAGGGCCAAGAAGCAAAAGAGGCAUUAGCAUUUAAAAAAACUGAUCAUGAGAGUAGUGCCAGUCCUGAAGAUAUAGAGACCCCAUAUAUAUCUAUUGCAUGUGACUUAAUUAAGGAAACAAAGGUCUCUGAAUCUGCUUCCCCAUCCUUUACAGAUUAUUCAAAGACGCCGAUAACAGAAAGCAUUUCUCAGGAUGUGCCUGAACACAAGGAACUUGUUGAGAAACUGUCUCCACACUUUGGAAAAUCUGACUUGUUUAAUAGCCAGGUGAUACCUGACUUUACUGAGAAAGUGAGCGAAGAUCCAUCUCUCAUCUUAAAAAGUAAAUCGACUGAGAGUAUUGUAACUGAUGACGAAAAUGAGGAACAACUGGUGGAUUCAGUAGCUGCCACAGGCAAGCCUUAUCUGGAGUCUUUCCAACCUGAACUGGACUCUUCCAAAAUUGUUGCUGCUCUGCCAUCUGAGCCAACACCUGCAAAAAUAGCCAAGGCAGAGAAGAUUCCUCUUCAAAUGGAAGAACUGAAUGCUAUGGCGCAUUCAGCUGAUGUGUCUGUUGCUACGGAACCAAAAACAGGAGACAACAAAGCGCUCUCACCCAUGGAGUCUUCCCCAGUCACAGUGGAAGAAGACUUUGUGAUGUUAGCUCAUCCUAAAACUGCUCCUGAGUUUGUGGCAGAAGCCCCCGACAGAGAUGUAAUGCACAAAGAUGAAAAUGAAGAGAUCAGUGAGGUGAUCGAAGGUGAGAAGAGGCAGUUGCCUUGCCCAGAGCUACCCUGUGAUCUGUCUAUAAAGAAUGUAGAAGUAAAAGCUGAGGAAGAUACUAAUGCCUUGAAGAAGUCCUGGGAGGCUGUGGACAGAGAAGUGCCUGAAGUAUCCAUGAUGUCCUUACCGGCCACAGAUACCUCACCUUUAUCUGCUGAAAAAGAGAUAGUCAGUGUAGUAAAACCAGAAGCUUUUGAGAAGGAAGCUGAGCGAGAAGCUACUCCUGUUAAAGAAAAGGAAAAACCUACUGCUGUAUUUUCAGCAAAGCUGAAUAAGUCUUCAGUUGUUGACCUCCUUUACUGGCGAGACAUUAAGAAGACAGGAGUGGUGUUUGGUGCCAGCUUGUUCCUGCUGCUUUCAUUAACAGUGUUCAGCAUCGUAAGUGUGACAGCUUACAUUGCCUUGGCCCUGCUUUCCGUGACGAUCAGCUUUAGGAUAUACAAGGGAGUUAUCCAGGCAAUCCAAAAGUCCGAUGAAGGCCACCCGUUUAGGGCUUACUUGGAGUCUGAUGUAGCUGUGUCUGAAGAGCUUAUCCAGAAAUACAGUAAUGUUGUGCUUGGUCACAUUAAUGGCACAGUCAAAGAGCUGAGACGUCUCUUCCUAGUCGAUGACUUAGUUGAUUCUCUGAAGUUUGCAGUGUUGAUGUGGGUAUUCACUUAUGUUGGUGCCUUGUUUAAUGGUCUCACAUUACUGAUUCUGGCUUUGAUUUCGCUCUUCAGUGUUCCUGUUAUUUAUGAGAGACAUCAGGCCCAAAUUGACCAUUAUUUGGGACUUGUGAACAAGAAUGUCAAAGACGCAAUGGCUAAGAUCCAAGCAAAGAUCCCUGGGUUGAAGCGCAAAACUGAGUAAAAAAAAGCCUGAAGCCACUUAUGGAUAGGAAGUUCAUCUUUUAAGGGGAAAAAAAAAAAAAAUGCUCAUUUGGAUUUACAUGGGGAGGGUCAGGGAAUAGCAAAACCCUUGACAUUGCAGUGCAAUUUCACAGAUCUUUAUUUUUUAGCAACGCAGUGUUUGGGAAAAAAAAAAAAACAAAACUGUUUUUUGACUGCCAUGUGUUUCAUCAUCUAAGUAUUGUAAGCUGCUAUGUAUGGAUCUAAAAACUAAUCAUCUUUCUUUAUCCUGUGUGCAGCACUGGCUAAUACAAAAGAUUUGAGACAGCUGUACAUUUUGCUUCAUCAGAGGUAGUCCCUGCUGCGUUCCAGAAGAGGUAGUACAGGUGGAGCGGAGGAUAACACUUCCCAGUUUGUGCACUGUGUAUGGUCUGUGUAGAUUGAUGCAGAUUUUCUAAAAUGAGAUGUUUUAGAAGAAUAUACCAUUUUAGCAAGUUUUGAAAAAUCUUGCCUUUUUUGGUAUGAGUAUAGCUGUAUUGUGAUUUUAUUGUUUUAUCAAUUGCCUAUAUAUAUAUAUAUAUAUAUGUGUUUCACAAAGCUUAGAUCUUUCAGCUGCUCCACAGUGCUUCAUACUUCAGAGACUUGACUGAUUUCUGGACUAGCUCCAUAGCACACAAGCUUGAAAAACUAAAAUGUCUCUGUAAAACACUAGCAUCUGUUUAAAAUAACAAAAGCGAAAUGAACAAAGGAACCUCCACAUAUAUUAAGAGAAAAUUACAGCAUACACUUUGUUGCACAAAUGUAGACAGCAAAUAAUUCUACAGUCGCUCAAACUCUGAUAAUCUGUGGACCGAAUAUCUAAUGCUGCAAAUGUUGUUUGGAAACUUAAAACCUUGUUAUGCAGGAAAUGAUAAAUGAAAAAUUAUACACUUGCAGUUUAAGCUGUAUUGAACUAAGUCUGUGGAAUGCAUUGUGAAAUGUAAAAAAAAAAAACAAAAAACCAACCACAACACAAAAAAGCAAAAAAAAAAAAAAAAUCCCAACCAAAACCCCAAGUAUCAAUAAAGCUUAUAGACAUAAAAUAA
Messenger RNA from Grus americana (Whooping crane), 5622 nucleotides. RefSeq names its product reticulon 4 (gene RTN4). The transcript has 13 exons. NCBI's taxonomy places the organism in Eukaryota, Metazoa, Chordata, Aves, Gruiformes, Gruidae. The coding region runs from base 1161 to 4559 and encodes 1132 amino acids. Gene Ontology annotation, cellular component: postsynaptic density; neuron projection. Gene Ontology annotation, biological process: brain development; neuron differentiation; endoplasmic reticulum tubular network formation. The record is from RefSeq and is a predicted model, not a curated record.